AUGAAUACUGACAACUCAACCCUGUUUGAAACCAUAGUUUAUGGUCAUUCACCAUGCGAUGGAUGGACCAACAACACAGAGGGCGCCUUCUACCAGCUUGGAAACGCCAUCCUCUUCUUGGGGUACAUGGGUGGGAGCGGAGCGUACGGAGCCCUCUACAUUUUCGGGUUCCUCACGCCCUCCUUUCUUUGCCAUUCGCUGUGGGGCUGGUGGUCGGUCUGCGGCUUGGACGUCUUCAUUUGGAACCUGCUUCUGAUUCUCAUCUGUCUGGCUCAGGUGGGUUUCCUGAUCUACAGGCUGAUGCAGGACGGACUGCACAGCGAGCUCUCCGCGCUCUACAACGCCGUGUACCUCCCUCUGGAGGUACCCGUACAGGUCUUCAAAGAGAUCACCGCUGCCUGCGAGAACAAGGUUCUCUCCCUGGCGCCGGAGGAAACGUACGCCGUGGAAGGGAAGACUCCCAUUGACCAACUGUCCUUCCUGCUCUCCGGGAGGAUUCGAGUGUCAUUAGAGGGACAGUUCCUCCACUACAUUUUCCCACACCAGUUUCUGGAUUCUCCAGAAUGGGAAUCCCUUAGACCGACGGAGGAAGGGAACUUCCAGGUGACACUGACUGCCGAGACAGACUGUCGUUAUAUAUCCUGGCGCCGGCGUCGGCUUUACCUUCUGCUGUCCAAGGAGCGUUACAUCGCCCGCCUUUUCUCCGUCAUGCUUGGGAAUGACAUUGCCGACAAACUCUACUCCCUUAACGACAAACUCUUCGCCAAGAGUGGCGUGCGCCUCGACAUCCGUCUGCCCAGCCUGUACCAUGUUCUCACCCCCUCCCCGCUGGGCAGCGAAGGGGGGAGUGUCAGCUCACCUGCCCGGGGAAGUCAAGGGGACCAGACGGUAGUGACGGUGGACCCGGCCAAUCAGAAACCAGACGCGUCCGCCGCCCAGCCGAGCCAGGGAAAGGCCCCCGUGCCGAAACCCCUGGCCUCCAGUCGCCAACCCUGGCCCUCGGACACAGAGAUGCCCUCUGGUGAGGACUCUACCAGCCUGGUCCUGGAGGACUUUGCUGAUAUGACAGGCUCUUUAAUGGACUAUGGCAGUGAGAGGGACUAUUUGAAGUAG
Molecule: messenger RNA, 1113 nt
Organism: Chanos chanos (milkfish)
Lineage: Eukaryota; Metazoa; Chordata; Actinopteri; Gonorynchiformes; Chanidae
Gene: popdc2
Product: popeye domain cAMP effector 2
Exons: 3
Coding region: 1-1113 (370 amino acids)
Biological process (GO): heart development; striated muscle cell differentiation; skeletal muscle tissue development
Cellular component (GO): sarcolemma
Molecular function (GO): cAMP binding
Source: RefSeq, a predicted model, not a curated record